Prunus mume (Japanese apricot) is the source of this 858-nucleotide messenger RNA. The record is from RefSeq and is a predicted model, not a curated record. NCBI's taxonomy places the organism in Eukaryota, Viridiplantae, Streptophyta, Magnoliopsida, Rosales, Rosaceae.
UUUUCAGAUCUUGGAUUUGAAGGGUGUAUUGAGCAUGUUUGGCAGGACACCAUUGUAUAUCUUGAUGAUGAUUCUGACCCCAUUCUGAUUGGUCGUGCUUAUGGACGCGUUUGUCGAACCAAACUACAUGAGGAGCUUUUAAGAAUGUGUGUGGAGUCAGGUGUUUCAUACCUCAAUUCAAGGGUGAAAAGUAUUGUUGAAGCUAGCAAUGGCCAUAGUCUUGUAGCCUGUGACCGCGAUACCAUAGUUCCCUGCAGGCUUGCUACUGUUGCAUCAGGAGCUGCCUCAGGGAAGCUUUUGCAAUAUGAGGUCGGUGGGCCAAAGGUGUCUGUUCAAACAGCUUAUGGUGUGGAGGUUGAGGUGGAAAACAAUCCAUACGAUCCCAACCUAAUGGUUUUCAUGGACUACAGAGACUACACAAAGCAAAAAGUUUCAUCUUUAGAAGCAGAAUAUCCAACAUUUCUUUAUGCCAUGCCAAUGUCCCCAACAAGAUUUUUCUUUGAGGAAACUUGCUUGGCUUCUAAAGAGGCCAUGCCUUUUGAUUUACUGAAGAAAAAGCUCUUGUCAAGGUUAAAGACAAUGGGAAUCCGUAUUAUAAAAACUUACGAAGAGGAAUGGUCUUGGAUUCCAGUUGGUGGGUCCUUACCAAAUACUGAGCAAAAGAACCUAGCAUUUGGUGCUGCCGCUUGUAUGGUACAUCCAGCCACAGGGUAUUCAGUUGUGAGGUCUUUGUCAGAGGCUCCAAAAUAUGCUUCCGUGAUUGCAACUAUUUUGAAGCCGGGUCAUUAUAAGGCCAUUCCCGGCCGUCAAAUAAGUAAUGAGAACAUCUCGAUGCAAGAGAUAACUAUACUGUCAUGA